AUGGGCAGCAGCGAUGUUUUAGCAAAGUAUUUCUGUGGAGACAGCCGAGGUUACUUCUACAGAGAGAAGACGUUUGAGGGAACUGACGAGGAGUAUAUUGAGGCAAAGCGGCAAUCCUCAACAGUGUUUGUGUCGAAUGUGAGUGCUUUGGUAUGUGAGGAGAGGAUAUGGGAGUUGUUUUUGCUGUGUGGACGAGUGCGCAGAGUGAUAAUGGGAUUGAACAGGAACACACUACGCUUUUGUGGGUUUUGCUUUGUUGAGUUCUAUACUACAGAGUCUGCAGAUGCAGCAGUAAAGUAUUUGAAUGGAUUUAGGUUUGAGCAAAGUCCACUAUCGAUUGACAAAGACUAUGGAUUUGUGGAUGGCAGGCAAUACGGAAGGGGAAUGUUUGGAGGCCGAGUCAAGCAAGAUAAACUAUAUGUAGAAGAAAGACACCACAGGGAUGUGAAGAGAGGCAAGUAUGCAAGACGCUUCAGAUGA
Messenger RNA from Ordospora colligata OC4, 480 nucleotides. Its product is annotated as RNA-binding protein. Gene Ontology annotation, molecular function: RNA cap binding. Gene Ontology annotation, biological process: mRNA cis splicing, via spliceosome. The record is from RefSeq and is a predicted model, not a curated record. The transcript has a single exon. Gene Ontology annotation, cellular component: nuclear cap binding complex. Bases 1 to 480 code for a protein of 159 amino acids. Lineage: Eukaryota; Fungi; Microsporidia; Ordosporidae.